AUGCAUAUAGAAGUCCUAGCACUGAUUCCAGAGUUCCAUUGCAAUAUCCUAGACAACCUUCAAGAAGACGAUCAGAUGAUAGGGAAGAACAACCCCCGACAGGAUAUCCAAGAGGAAACUACGACCAAAAUUCAGAUUCUUCUACUGAUGUACCAUCAGGAACAAGGGUUCACACUAGAUUUCCAAAAAGACCGUCAGAUUUCCCUGACAUUUUUUUCAAGGGUAAAUAGUAGAUGGUGGCCUCAUGGUGAACCGUUUGAAAGUGGAUUUCCAAGGAUAAAUAUUGGCGAAUUUCCAGACUUUGGUGGUGGUUUUCCAAGGGGAUUUCCAAGAAGACCACCAUGCUGUAAGUCAAAUUCUUCAUCUGAGAAACCCCCUGCAGGUGAACCUGGUGAUGACACAGAUUUUGGAGGACUAUUUCCAGAUGAAUUUCCUGGAAUACAGCCAGGAGAUUUUCCAGGAAUGAUUCCAAGAACUCCAGGAGGUAGACCUGGAGAUGAAUUCGAUCCAGAAUCAUGGUUUGAAAGAUUCCCAAAAAUACAUCUUGGAGAUUUCCCUGAUUUCUUUCCCAAAGGAUUUCCAAGAAUACCAGAUUUUGAACCUAGCUUUCCUUCUGAUCAAUCGCCAAGAAGACCAAACUAUGGACCUAAUUACCCUACUGAAGAAACACCAAGACAGCCCAAUUAUGGACCUAAUUACCCUACUGAAGAAACACCAAGACAACCAGAUAUUGGACCUAACUAUCCUCCUGAGCAACCACCAAGACAACCCAAUUAUGGACCUAAUUACCCUACUGAAGAAACACCAAGACAACCAGAUAAUGGACCUAAUUAUCCACCUGAACAAUCACCAAGACAACCCAAUUAUGGACCUAAUUUCCCUACAGAAGAAACACAAAGACAACCAGAUUAUGGACCAAAGACAGGUCCUAAUGAUAUGUCAACAUGA
This is a messenger RNA of Macrosteles quadrilineatus (aster leafhopper), 948 nucleotides long. RefSeq names its product calcium-binding protein P-like. The record is from RefSeq and is a predicted model, not a curated record. Bases 1 to 948 code for a protein of 315 amino acids. NCBI's taxonomy places the organism in Eukaryota, Metazoa, Arthropoda, Insecta, Hemiptera, Cicadellidae. The transcript has a single exon.